This is a messenger RNA of Ictalurus punctatus (channel catfish), 4068 nucleotides long. It is a transcript of the gene tbc1d30, whose product is annotated as TBC1 domain family, member 30. Gene Ontology annotation, cellular component: endoplasmic reticulum. The record is from RefSeq and is a predicted model, not a curated record. Lineage: Eukaryota; Metazoa; Chordata; Actinopteri; Siluriformes; Ictaluridae. Bases 253 to 3225 code for a protein of 990 amino acids. The transcript has 14 exons.
GAAAAGUUUGGAAAUAGGCUGGACUACACUGACUCUUGUAGCAGUGCAACAAUCCGCUUCUCAGGAAGGAAACCGGAGCUCUGGAGAGAUAUCACACAGUCUAGAGCUCCAGGAACGGCACACACCCGGAACUCCGGUUCCUUCUCUCAGACUUAUUACACUAAUAUCACCGGUUACACACGUGUAUGCAGUUCAUUCUUCUUCUUUUUUUAAAAAACAACAACAACAACAUUUGGACGUUGGCUUAAUAAAAUGUCAAGCAUAAAAGUUCCUGAACUCGACCUGAGAGAAGUGGACAUAUGCGACGGUGAGCUGGAGUCCGAAGAGGAAAGCGGAGUUUUCGGAAUCUCAGUCGGGGUGUCAUUAGAAAAGCGUCCCGGAUUACAUGAUCUACACGCGCAUUCAGAGUGCACUAACGGAGCGCUUCAAAGUUUCUCAUCCAAACGGUCUCGGGUUUGUGACGGGGCAAUAAAGGAGUCUGUCUGUCUGGAGCCAGUGCGCCAUGAAACCUGGACACGUUCUGAAGAAGACGAUGGCAGGUCUGUGUGUCGGUCAUCCAUCGUGGACUGUCUCCUGGUGGAGCUUUAUGACACGUACAGCAGCGGGAAGGGCCUCAGGAGUGCAGACAGUCUGGACAGCUCGACUGAGGCCUCAGGAUCAGACGCGUUUCUGGGUAGAAGCAACACCGCGUCCAGCUUUCUGCAGGAACUACAAGAAAAACACACGAAGAGACACCAGAGGAAUUAUCUCGUCCAAAAAGAUCCAGAGGAGCUGAAGUGGAUCAUUCAGGAGGUUAAUUAUCGUAUCGGAAUUCAGUCAGCUAAACUGGUACGGCAGCUGAAAAGGAAGGACAGACUAGAUCACAAGCAGCAGAAGAAAUGUGACAUUGUCACUGCCUUCCUGCAAGCUGUCUCCCCGAAAAGAAGGGUGGAUACCAGGUUGAAGUUUACUCUAGAGCCAUCUCUUGGCAAGAAUGGCUUUCAACAGUGGUAUGAUGCCCUCAAGGCAGUGGCUAGGCUCCCAACUGGAAUUCCCAAAGAGUGGAGGAAGAGGGUAUGGUUAACUUUAGCUGAUCAGUACCUCCACAGCAUCUCCAUAGACUGGGAGAAGACCAUGAGAUUCGCGUUCAACGAACGUAGCAACCCAGAUGAUGACUCCCUGGGGAUCCAGAUAGUGAAAGACCUGCAUAGAACAGGCUGCAGUUCCUACUGUGGCCAGGAGGCCGAGCAGGACCGUGUGGUUCUGAAGAGGGUGCUAUUGGCUUAUGCCCGCUGGAACAAGACUGUAGGUUACUGCCAAGGCUUCAACGUGCUGGCCGCGCUUAUCCUUGAGGUCACAGAGGGCAACGAAGGCGAUGCGUUGAAGGUGAUGAUUUAUCUAAUUGAUAAGGUACUUCCUGAGAGCUACUUUGCAAACAACCUGCGUGCUCUGUCUGUGGACAUGGCUGUAUUCAGGGAUCUGCUCAGGCUUAAGCUUCCAGAGCUCUCUCAGCACCUUCACCACUUACAGAAAGUAGCCAAUCGGACAGGAGGAGGAAGCUAUGAGCCUCCACUCACCAACGUGUUCACCAUGCAGUGGUUUCUCACCAUGUUUGCCACCUGCCUGCCUCACCACACCGUGCUGAAGAUCUGGGACUCAGUUUUCUUUGAGGGAUCAGAAGUGCUGCUGCGUGUUGCCUUAGCCAUUUGGGCCAAACUGGCAGAGAGGAUUGAAGAGUGUCAGACUGCAGAUGAGUUCUACAGCACUAUGGGCUGUCUGACUCAAGAGAUGCUGGAGGACAAUUUGAUCGACUCCAAUGAACUCAUGCAGACGGUAUACUCCAUGGCCACCUUCCCUUUUCCCCAGCUGGCUGAACUGAGGGAGAAAUACACAUAUAAUAUCACUCCAUUCCCUGCUGCAGUCAAGGCCAUUGGCAGCCAGGGGCUCCAUGGAUGGGAGAGUGAUGAUGAUGGAGACAUGGAUGAUGAAGACUCUAUAGUCACUGCUCUGGGAUGCCUGGGACCGUUAGGAGGACUCCUGGCCCCUGAGAUUCAGAGAUACCAAAAGCACUUAAAAGAACAGCGAGGUGAGCAGAGCUCUCCCUGCAGCAGUAUGGCCGAGCUGAGCCCCGGGGCGGUGGGGGCUGGCCGUGCAGAGCAUCAUGCCACUAUCAACAGCAUGAUGAUGGAGCGCAUGAGCACAGACAUCAGAGCACUCACCAAGCAGUACUAUCGCAUCAAGAGACGGCAGCAGCAGCAGGCCAACCUGCUCUACAUUCACACAGGACUGCCAGUGGAAGCUGAACGUGUUGCUCCUCAUCAGCCUAAUAAAGGGAGGAGCCUUGACACCGAUAAAUGUCCAGCCACCGGCAUCUUUGCCUCCCAAAUCCACUCUUCACCUGUUGUCAAUCAUCUUCUCCUGGGAAAGAAGGCCAUAGCUGCUCAGCAUCCUUACAGUGAUCCUACAGGGCCACAUCCCCGAGCCCAGUCCACCCCAACCCAGGAUCACAGUCUUCAGUCCCCCUGGCGUGCCCAUGUUUGUGCGCAUCGCAGGAAUCUGGCACGGGCCCGGGCCCAGCUGGGCUUUGAUGACUCCUUGGAGCUAGAGGAAAACAUCAGCCCUGAUCACAAAACAAAGACAGAAGAGGGCGUGGAGGAGAUGAAGGAAGAGGAAGAUCAAGAGAAAGAGAUGAAAGAUGACCGUGAAAGCCAGGAGAAAGUUGAUGUGCCAUUGCAGGAGCCAGUGCAAGGGAUUAUGGAGGAGGGAGACUCAGAGCUUCAGCUUCAGGAUGCUGGCUGUAGUGAGGAGAUCAAGGAGAUGGAACAGCAGCUAUCCACUCUAGACCUGGAUUCAUCAGCACAAGCUCCGUCAGUGUUUAAUGAUCCAGAAACACCUUCUCCGCUUCCAGAGCUGGGAAAUGAUCCACAGCCACAACCCAAACCAAAUGCACAGCCGUAUGUCUCAGCAGUGGCGUGCUCCACCCGCCACGACUCUUCCAGCUCGGAGAGCACAGCUUGCUCUCUCAGGCAGAGCUCCUCUGUAGCCUCUACUCCAGAGAUUCUUCCCAAACCACCGCAGAUCUUCUCCCCUUUCCCCUGCGUCAAAGUACCCCGCAAAUCCAUGGCUGCCCGCAACCUGGGCCUCUAUGGCCCCACCUCCAGAACUCCCAACGUGCACUUCCCACAUAUGAGCAAAACCAUGAACCGAAUGGGUGUUGGCGUUGCUGUGUCCACCAGGUGGCGAUGAUUAGCAGCUUCACUUAUUCUUCACCUCAGCUCUGAAUCUGAGCCUUUCAGAUAUUCAGAAGGCUUUGUCUUUCAGUAUGCAUAGAAGGUAUAACAGUAUACAGCACAGAAGCCAUUGAGAUAUUGUACACAGCAGAUGUAUAACUAGAAAUUAAGGAAAUUCAUAGCUAGUAAACUUUAUGUUGAAUGUGUUGUUUUUUUGUUUUCAUCUAAAAAAUUUUGUACGCCACAUAAAGAGCCAAACGGGUUAUUCUUUUCUAAUAUUAUUCAUUGCCGGAGUAUGUGAAGAAAUCUUUAAAUAUGUUUGCUGCACGUCUGACCUUUUGGCUUUUGCCAUAAAUGUAUUGGUUAUGACUAUGUAUUCGUCACAAAGAUAUAUCAUCUUCAAAUAAUAUUUAAAAACAGUUCAAAUGAAGCCUAUUUAUUGACUAGUAAAUGCCCCACUGGAUAGAAAACUGAAGAUGUACUGUAUCUCAUAAUAACACUCGCUCACUCCAAACAUUUUGCUUUAUUUGUUCUCUUAUUAUUUCUGGCUAAUUUUCUCUCAAAAUUUAUUGCAUUUGCCUGCUGUUCUGUAGGUUUUGUCUGUCACAUCUUUAGUUGGUUUAUGCCGUCAUUUCAGUUAACUAACCUUGAACAGAAAUAACUUUGUCUUUGCUCUUCAUUUAAUAGCUUAUGCUUUAAACAUUUUGAACUGGACAGAGAAACCUAAUAUAUUGGAUAUAACGUCAAUGGAAAUGAAUGGAUCAUUGAAUAUUUACUUUGAUGCUUGAGUUCUUUCAGUGAACAAAAUUUCACAUCUUUACAUCAAUAAAGAAUUAUACAUGUAUAAGAGAUGACCUGA